AUGGAAAUAAAUCAGGUAGCUAUCAGGGAAGGUCUAGAGUCAGAAGAAAGUGAUGCCAGGCAAUCAGCCCACAGCAGUACCGGAAGCAGACGAUCCAGGACCGACUCUAGGAGGAUGAACCAAAUACAGGAAUCUGUGCUCCGACAGGAGGUCACAACACAAAGAAGCCAGGAUACUCUCAAUAACAUGACGGCCAUGAUGCAAUGGCAGGUCAACAUGCAGUUCAGAAAGGAUUGUGAGGCUGCCAUGACCAGAAUUCCAAAUCUGGAUGCUGUAGUCCAGCAGCUAGACCUCCCCUAUGGUCCUUCACCAGGAUUAGCAUGGUCAUACCAGGAAAACCCUCUCAUUGCACAAAUAGCUGGGAUGCUGUGGCAUGGAGAGAUCCAGACUGGACAGAGAGGAGAAGCCCUUCCCAUCCAAGAAUGUGAGACCCCAGUCCUGCCAGUAGGCCCUGCACCAGUUCGGAUCCAACAGAACCAGCAAGAACCUCAACCUAUUCCACAACCUGUGGCCCCACAUAAUCAACAUUUGACACUUCUGCCUGAGCCACUGGCAGUUUUGCCAUAUAGGCCCAGAAGGAUGGAUCCCAAUCCAUUUCUUCCACCUACAAGAGGCAGAAGAGGCAGAUGGGGAAACAACCCUUUUGCUAACAAUAACAAGGACAUGCUGGGGGCAAACUGGAGGAACCAUCCAGACUUAGAAGAAGAGGAAGAACACAGGGAGGAAGUUCUACCCAGGCCAUAUAGGGCAGAACUCAGGAUUGAUCCCAUCCAGCCAGAACAGGGACGAAACCUGCACCUUGUUAAUGCUUUGAACGAUGUGGGGGCAUUACAAAGAAUGAUCAGAGAAAUGAUGGAACCUGAAGCUAGAAGGGGAGAAAGGCCCACUUAUAGGAAGCCAUAUCCGGCUUAUAUCAAUCAGAUACCUCUAUCCCAGGAUUCAAAGUGCCAAACUUCACCUUGUUCAACGGGGAUGACCCCCAUGCUUCGUCGGUUGAGCAUAUAG
Molecule: messenger RNA, 1005 nt
Organism: Prunus armeniaca (apricot)
Lineage: Eukaryota; Viridiplantae; Streptophyta; Magnoliopsida; Rosales; Rosaceae
Source: the annotation of a GenBank genome assembly